Dermacentor andersoni is the source of this 950-nucleotide messenger RNA. Its product is annotated as phosphate-regulating neutral endopeptidase PHEX-like. NCBI's taxonomy places the organism in Eukaryota, Metazoa, Arthropoda, Arachnida, Ixodida, Ixodidae. Gene Ontology annotation, cellular component: plasma membrane. Gene Ontology annotation, biological process: protein processing. Gene Ontology annotation, molecular function: metalloendopeptidase activity. The record is from RefSeq and is a predicted model, not a curated record.
GGGAAAGACCCACCGGUGGCUGAAAUGUCGCCCCCUGGAGGCCAUACGACUGGUAGUCGUGUGCCCAGUAAAAUUGAUGGAAUGAGUGUCUUCAAGCAGCGCCUCGUUAUGGUCGGCAUCCUCAUAUGCAUCGGCUGCAUCAUAGCCAUGGCUGUGUUCGUCCAUGUCGCGGGCGGUCCAAGACAGGCCACUAGGAACCUGCCCUGCGUGGGCCAGGAGUGCCUUGAGGUCGUCGAAUAUACCGAGAGCCUGAUGGAUCACAACGUGAACCCGUGCUCGGACUUCUACCGACACGUGUGCGGUCGAUGGAUCAACAACACGAAGCGCCCAUCCUCCUUCAUGAUCGACGUGGCGAAAAACUUCUCGGAAACACUCCACGAGGUGCUCGUCCGGGCCCACGUCCACGGCGAGAACCACGAACUGAUGCAGAACGCCGCUAUCUUCUACAAUUCCUGCAUCACGUAUCUCAAGGCAGACGCCGACAUACAGGCCUCCACGGACGAACUAUUCAAGGUGAAGAACCAUCCUUUCUUCGCGGUUCGCACUUGAGGUUUGGCGGGACCUCGUCGUUGGCUGUCUUAACGAUUAAACUGGGCCGACCACAUCGGGAAGGGCAAGGCUGGGACGGAGUGCAAAAACGUUCGUGCACCGUGAGUACGUUAAGGAACUCGACGUUGUCAAAAUUAAUCCGGAGCACUUUGAUAAAGCGUUUUUUUUCUUAGCCCCGGUGUUACCUUAAAUUUUACAUUUCCAUCAAUCAGCCAUGUUCAAGAAUUGACUGAGUCAUCUGCCGGUUAUACUCAAAUAAAGUGCAAGGAGUAGGUUGAGGUAAAGGCCAUGGAUGCACUGCUCUUUCUUUCUUACAGCAUUCAUCUAGACCCAACUCUAUGGUGCUAAGGCUGCGCUGAUGAGGUGUGGCACGCACAGGGAUACUGAUACAAAAAUGCUAA